Molecule: messenger RNA, 789 nt
Organism: Triticum aestivum (bread wheat)
Lineage: Eukaryota; Viridiplantae; Streptophyta; Magnoliopsida; Poales; Poaceae
Product: glycine-rich selenoprotein
Exons: 4
Coding region: 220-543 (107 amino acids)
Biological process (GO): endoplasmic reticulum calcium ion homeostasis; calcium ion transport
Cellular component (GO): endoplasmic reticulum membrane; Golgi apparatus
Source: RefSeq, a predicted model, not a curated record
CAUGAGCCAACAGCCAAUAAACGAGGCAAGCACGGCAACCCUCUCGAGCCCAUUGGUCAGGUCAGGUCUUCCCACGCGGAAGGACGAGGAAGGUUCACGAAUCCCCUCCUCACUUCGCCCCUCCCCCUCUCCUAUUUCUUCUCUCCGGACCCCGGGCCAAAAUUUCAUCCUAAGUUCCAUCGAAGAGGGAGGGGCGAUCCGGAUAGCGCGAGCGCGACCAUGGCCUACGUCGAGAGAGGUGUUGUGAAAGGCAAACGGACAAUCUGGAGACUAAGCAUAAUCCUCGACUUCUUUAAGGCUAUUGUGAACUUCAUCAGAAUGUUCUUCCUCACAAUGUUUUCUAUCGAGAAAACAGACAGCUAUAAGAAAGGAUAUGGUAGUGGUAAGAAGUGGGAUGGUGGACCUGGUGGGGGAGGUCCUGGUGGGGGUCCUUAUGGUGGUGGGGGCGGCGGUGGAGGUGGACCUCGCGGUCCUCGCACACUAUCUGACCUCCGAUCAAACGAUCAGAGUUCCCUCCCUGCUUGUGGAUCCUGCUGCGGAUGACAUCUUAACAAAAGAACAACAUAUUAUAAUGACAGAAAAACUUCCGUAUUUCAAUUUCAGCAGAGCAAAAUCAUUGUGACACCGUGAAGAGUCUAGCAUGUCCAGUAUAUAUUCUGUAGCUUGUUUCUGAUGUGAUCUGUGUUCAUCAUCGCUUUGCCAUGCUGAAUUAUCCUGGAUGGAGUCAAAAUCUUAUCCUUAAUACUGGUUUCCUGUUGUGCAAUGUGAAUUUACUAUACCUUUUGUCUA